AUGGCAGAGCCCACCAACGGAUUGAAUGCGCCAUCAACUAACGAUGUGGAGAUGAAGGAGGAGAUGGCAGAGCCUUCUGUCCAUAGCGUCCCUUCAGCACCCGACCAAGUAGCAGGAGCUGCUCAAGAUCACCAGGAGGAAGUUGCGCCCAAAGACGAGACAUCGGCACUGCCCAUCAACCAGCCAUUUACCGCACAAGCACCGCAACAAGAGUCGCUACCAACGAGCAUGGAAGGCAUCCUCAAUGGUGACUCUACCAGUGCAUCAACAAGUCAAACACUCCCUCCCCCAGUCGCACAAGCCCCUUCAGCAUCACCUCUACCUGCUACGGCCUCUGCGCCGACAGCACCACCCACAGCAUCCAUGCCAACUUCAGCGCCAACUCCACCACCUGCGCCGCCUACAAGACCUUCUUCGAUUCCUCCUCAAGUCUCGCUACCACCAGAGAAGCCUCAUCCGCAUGGUUCGCCUACCAGAGUCUAUCUCAAUCAGAUGGUCACACCGCAUUUGUUGGAAGGCAUGAAGUACUUGGCUGCCUAUGAGCCCGACAAGCCAUUGAAGUGGCUGAGCGAGUUCCUGGCAAAGCGCAGUGCCGAAACCGAGGGCGAGGCAUGA
Aureobasidium pullulans EXF-150 is the source of this 615-nucleotide messenger RNA. RefSeq lists its product as uncharacterized. Bases 1 to 615 code for a protein of 204 amino acids. The record is from RefSeq and is a predicted model, not a curated record. The transcript has 2 exons. Lineage: Eukaryota; Fungi; Ascomycota; Dothideomycetes; Dothideales; Saccotheciaceae.